CUUUCGCUUCUGCCGGAAACCUAAUUGAUCAUUAUUUGCCUCUCCUAAAUGCCCAUCUCCAUGCUAUUUUCCUUAUUCUUGAGCGCGCUUUCGGUGUCGUUAAUGCUUCAAACACAAAACAUGUCGUCGAUAUCUUUGUUCAAUGCCAAGGCGCUUAUCGGCACACUUUACCGAUUCGCGACCCAGGGUCUGGUAUGCCAAGAUGCCCAGAUGCCAAGUUUACCUUGUCCCGUUGUCGUUCGCGUGGUCUCCCGUCUCGGCGCCGAGAUGAUUGACUACAGGUAGGGAGAGCACGUGAUUCGUAUUCCCGUUGAU
Fusarium odoratissimum NRRL 54006 is the source of this 315-nucleotide messenger RNA. RefSeq lists its product as uncharacterized. The coding region runs from base 49 to 285 and encodes 78 amino acids. The record is from RefSeq and is a predicted model, not a curated record. NCBI's taxonomy places the organism in Eukaryota, Fungi, Ascomycota, Sordariomycetes, Hypocreales, Nectriaceae. The transcript has a single exon.